Alligator sinensis (Chinese alligator) is the source of this 766-nucleotide messenger RNA. It is a transcript of the gene CFAP77, whose product is annotated as cilia and flagella associated protein 77. The coding region runs from base 50 to 763 and encodes 237 amino acids. NCBI's taxonomy places the organism in Eukaryota, Metazoa, Chordata, Crocodylia, Alligatoridae. The transcript is spliced from 6 exons. The record is from RefSeq and is a predicted model, not a curated record.
GGUGGGGGAGGAGGCGCAGGCAGCCGCGAGCCCCCGGGAUCCCCGGGCCAUGGCCGCAGCCGCGCCCCGCGCCCACCGCCCCGUGCACCGCCCGCUCCGGGCCCAGCCAGAACUUGGAAAACCUCGGAGAAGUUCCUACACUCUUCCAGGCCCCGAUUUUACGUAUGGGUUAUGCAUUCGUGGGACCGAUGGAGGUGUGCCUGAAGCAAUAGGCCACUGGCACGCAAUGAAGCCCAGGCCUCCUUCCCUAAGGGAGAGGCCACGUAAUUACAUAGCCAUGAAUCGUGGAGCUCUUAAGGCUGGUUACGUCACAGCUCGGGAAUUCAACCUGUACCGCCAUGUCAAGGACAUUCGCUGCAAAGAGGAAGAUGGAAGUCGCUUUAAGAAAGCCCCACCAAGCCUGCCUCCAGACAUGACUUUUGGAAUCACAGCACGGCCUUCUACACCCAUCUUUGACCUUCUCCAGCACAGGUACCAAGAAGUCUGGGUGGAACAACAGAGAGCAGCAGCUGCGGCCCGGCAAGCAGAGAAAAAAGAGUUGCAAAAGAAGAAAGUGUGUGAGACGCGUACCACCCUUCUCAGGAAGCACCCACCACCUGUGAAAGUGGACUCCCUGUGGCACCUGCCCCAGUUUCAGAAGGUUGCUCCACAUCUCAGUACCUUUCCAAGCCGUGAUGCUCAUAAAAAAGCAUUCAGUGUCUACCAUUCAGAACAACCUACGAGAUGCGGUCCACUUGGCCAGGGUAUUUAUAUCAAGGCCUAAAUG